CGCGCCUGCGCACGGUAGCCCCCGGGGCGAGCGCGGGGCCGGAAGCAGGGCGAGCGGCGGCGACGCCGGUGGCCGCCAUGAGCUUCCUCAUCGACUCCAGCAUCAUGGUCACCUCCCAGGUGCUGUUCUUUGGAUUUGGGUGGCUAUUCUUCAUGCGUAAGCUCUUCAAGGAUUAUGAGGUGCGACAGUAUGUGGUCCAGGUGAUCUUCUCUGUGACUUUUGCCUUCUCUUGUACCAUGUUUGAACUCAUCAUCUUUGAGAUUUUGGGUGUCCUGAACAGCAGCUCUCGGUAUUUUCAUUGGAAGCUGAACCUGUGUGUCAUCCUUCUCAUCCUAGUCUUCAUGGUACCCUUCUACAUCGGUUACUUUGUUGUGAGCAAUAUCAGACUAUUGCACAGACAGAAACUUCUUUUUGCAUGUGUUCUGUGGUUGACGUUCAUGUAUUUCUUCUGGAAGCUGGGGGAUCCAUUUCCUAUCCUCAGCCCAAAACAUGGAAUCCUGUCUAUAGAACAGCUCAUCAGCCGUGUAGGUGUGAUUGGGGUGACACUCAUGGCUUUGCUGUCAGGAUUUGGGGCUGUCAACUGUCCGUACACUUACAUGUCCUACUUCCUCAGGAACGUGACAGAUGCAGAUAUUCUGGCUUUGGAGCGACGACUUCUUCAGACUAUGGACAUGAUUGUUAGCAAGAAAAAAAGGAUAGCAGUGGCUCAUAGGACAAUGUUCCAGAGAGGAGAAGUGCAUAACAAACCCACUGGCUUUUGGGGAAUGAUAAAAAGUGUUACAACAUCUGUUUCGGGCAGUGAAAAUCUGUCACUUAUCCAGCAAGAAGUGGAUGCCCUAGAAGAGCUGAGUAGGCAGCUUUUUCUGGAAACUGCUGACUUGCAUGCAACAAAGGAGAGAAUAGAGUACUCCAAAACUUUCCAGGGAAAAUACUUCAAUUUUUUGGGUUACUUUUUCUCCAUCUAUUGUGUCUGGAAAAUCUUCAUGGCAACCAUCAAUAUUGUAUUUGACCGUGUGGGGAAGACUGAUCCAGUCACAAGAGGAAUUGAGAUCACUGUAAAUUAUCUGGGAAUCCAGUUUGAUGUGAAAUUCUGGUCUCAGCACAUUUCCUUUAUUCUUGUUGGAAUAAUCAUUGUUACCUCUAUAAGAGGAUUGUUAAUCACACUUACAAAGUUCUUUUAUGCCAUUUCCAGCAGCAAGUCCUCCAAUGUUAUUGUUCUGCUUUUAGCACAGAUAAUGGGUAUGUAUUUUGUGUCAUCAGUGCUCCUGAUCCGGAUGAGUAUGCCUCUAGAAUAUCGUACUAUUAUUACAGAAGUCCUGGGAGAGCUCCAGUUCAACUUUUACCAUCGUUGGUUUGAUGUGAUAUUCCUAGUUAGUGCACUAUCCAGUAUCCUCUUUCUCUAUUUAGCACAUAAACAAGCCCCAGAAAAGCAUAUGGCCCUUUAAGGACUGCAGUCAUGCACUGCUCUUUGUCCUUUGAACUGCACUGCUGCAACUCCUGUGGACUGCAAAACUUGAAGAGAGAGAGAGCCAAGACUAUUCUGUGUGUUCCAGCAGUGUCACUGGCUCUUUGAACUUCCACACGUCAUCCUCAAGCUCUGUGGCUCAUUUUGUGAAGGGGCCACAGCUUCAAGGAAAGGGAAUACACGUAUUGAAUGUGAGAUAGUUCAGUGCCAAGGAAUAAGGGCACUCCUUGGUACGCCAAUGUCUAGGGGCAUUGGAACUUGCACAGUAUGCUGUCUGAGGUAAGACCUGUUCCUGUUAGAAGAACAUCUCCAGAGAAGGCACCAAGGAAAUGUGAUUUUUCUUUUGAAAAUCAGCUCAUAAUUGGGAUUCAGAGGAUGGCAAUUCUGGUUGAAUAUUUUGAGUUUGUGGAAUUAAACAAGUUUUUGUAAUAUCUCAUGCAAGCAUCACAGUUGUUUUUUUGUCAGCCCCAAGAUUUGGCUGGAAGCGAGCUAGAAAGUGGCUAGGAUUUGCUGCCCAGAAGUGAAUUGGAGAGAAUUUCACUCCGUUUCUGUAUGUAAUGUAUGCUAGUGUGUAUCACUAGCACUGACAGUCCUUCGGAGCUGGAGAUUAGCUUUCUGUUUCUGAGUCUCAACUUUGUUUUCUCUCCCUGCAUAAAUGGACUGAGGUUUUGGAUUCCUCUUUGCUAGAGUUCAGUGUGAAGUCAAAGACCACAGCUAUGCCUUGUUUACCGUAUGUGCUGUAAAUGUGGUGUUCCCCACAACAUGUGUAUUCUUCUGCAGUAGCCCAUUUCCCCUUCUCCAUGUAAUUUAAGGCACAAAAGUAAAUUUUAUUCAUGUGAUUUAAAAUUGUAGCUUCCCAUAGCCACUGUCCUAGGCUUUGUUUGUUGUAAAAUUGUUCUGGAACAGAAAUAAUAGGUGGCAAGAGUAAGACCUGGGGCAGGGGGUGGGGGGGCAGGGAACAGCACUCUAAAUAAUUUAUUUCUAUGUUGUCUUCAGCGUACAGCAAGGAGGCAGAGUAUACAGCAGCAAUAUUACACAGCCAUUUAUGCCACAUUCAAGACAAUGUGAUGUUGACUUGGAGUUAGACAAGCCUUCAUGACUGAAUUAUGCAUGCUGUUUUAACUACCAUGAUCUACAGCUGUCUGCAGAGAAGAGGGAAUAGUGCUUCAGCAUCCUGAGUUAUAAAUUAUGAAGUUAGCUUAAUGUUUGAAAGAAAUUUCUGCAGCGUUAGCAGGAGAAAGGAGCAUAAUGCACAGAGUACAUUGGUUUAUGCCAUUUCACAGCAGCUGUACUGCUGUAAGUAUAGCAUGGAACAGUCAGCACAGAGAUUGAGUGGAUGGGCUUGGAUUAGGGGGAGAACUGCCUCUCCUGGGAGAAGGGGAGAAAUCAGUUGCUCUUUAUUAAGAGCUUAUCCUUAAAAGGCUAAGAUGCUUUACAAAUCUAUAAAAUGUUUCUGCCUUCUGCUGCAGUAUACUUAAUUAUAUACUUCUAGUUAUUUAAGCCUUUACGGAAGUAAAGGACUAACUGCCCAAUUUACAAGGCAGAAAGCCAGUGAAGUGCAAUUGCAGUGUGUUAAAUGAAUGCAAGUUACACUGAAGUGUUUAUUUCAGGCAGCUGCAUUUCAGCAAGAGAUUGCAGUCCUUUACAGGUAUGGCACUCAUAGGAACAGUCAGGUUCUGGGAGGUGUAGUAGCAAAGAAUGAUUGAAGAAAGAGGAUCUGGAAGGUCUUUUUGGUUUUGUUCUUGGCAUAGUUUGUCUCCUUACAACUUUGUGUCAUCGUCGUUGUCACUGUCUGCUCUUGUAGAGGCAGCUGAUUGCAAAGAGGAGGAUGAGCUUGCCUGCAGAGGAGUAACAAAUAGAUUCUGAUUAUUUUUAGUUUGUAAACAUGCUUGAUAGUGUGCAGUGUUCUGAAGGACUCCUGUUUUCAUCUGCACUAAUCAUGUACUUGUUUGAAUGGCAGAAUGAGCCAACAAAUGUGAUUUUUCUUGUUCAAGCCCUUUUUGGUUAGGUACAUGUAGAGAGAAAUUUGUCCAAUGUUUCCUGUUGUUUAAUUCCCAUACCUGCUGAAUUUGCACACAAAAGUGCUGCUACCUUCAGAUCUGCAAAAUGCAGCUUGGUGACUAAGAAACUUGAAAAACCUUGCAGCUGGACAUUUACAGACAAGGCUAGUGAAAAAUGAAUAGGAGACUGUACUGCUCUUAUUCUUCCUUGUCUGCCACUUUUGCAUGAUCAGAAAAGAGACAUUUAAAUAUUUAGGCUGACCACACAGAGGUUUCAAAAUAGCCGUUUCAAGAAGAAAUACCUUCCUGCUUUUCUGACUUUGCUCAUGCUGCAGAUUGAAAAUAAUUUACUCACUUCAUGCCAUUAGAAACAAAUCAGCACAUUUCCUAGAAAAUGUCAUGCUAACCUGUCAGUCGCUCUUCCUUCUAUAAAAUGAUCUGUUUUGAAAUAUUUCACCUGAUUUCCCUGAAAGUGGUUUAUUCUUUUUGGUGUAUUUAAGCACUUUUUUUUCCUCUGUACUUUCAGGAUUGUAUUGCCUGUUUCCCAUCUUCUUUAAGGAGUACUGUGUUUGGGUUAUCUUGUUCCAUAAAAUCUCUUGUAUGUGCGUCCUUUCUAUGAUUUAAUCUGGCAUUAAAGAUACUCACCUGUAUUACGUGUGGGGAAAGGAA
This is a messenger RNA of Calidris pugnax (ruff), 4134 nucleotides long. It is a transcript of the gene GPR89B, whose product is annotated as G protein-coupled receptor 89B. Gene Ontology annotation, biological process: intracellular pH reduction. The record is from RefSeq and is a predicted model, not a curated record. Gene Ontology annotation, cellular component: Golgi cisterna membrane. Gene Ontology annotation, molecular function: voltage-gated monoatomic anion channel activity. Lineage: Eukaryota; Metazoa; Chordata; Aves; Charadriiformes; Scolopacidae. The transcript is spliced from 14 exons. The coding region runs from base 78 to 1445 and encodes 455 amino acids.